Messenger RNA from Pseudophryne corroboree (corroboree frog), 2967 nucleotides. Its product is annotated as zinc finger protein 436-like. NCBI's taxonomy places the organism in Eukaryota, Metazoa, Chordata, Amphibia, Anura, Myobatrachidae. The coding region runs from base 1 to 2049 and encodes 682 amino acids. Gene Ontology annotation, molecular function: RNA polymerase II cis-regulatory region sequence-specific DNA binding; DNA-binding transcription factor activity, RNA polymerase II-specific. The record is from RefSeq and is a predicted model, not a curated record. Gene Ontology annotation, biological process: regulation of transcription by RNA polymerase II. The transcript has 9 exons.
AUGGGUGAGGAACCGCAUUUAUGCUCUGUAUGUAGGAAAUGUUUUACACAUAAAUCAGAUCUUGUUAGACAUCAGAGAACUCACACGGGUGAGAAGCCGUUUUCAUGCUGUGUAUGUAGGAAAUGUUUUACACAGAAAUCAGAUCUUGUUAAACAUCUGAGAACUCACACAGGUGACAAACCAUAUCGUCCCGGAUCCACUACCAACUUGCUGUGCAGCAACAAGAGGAUAUCUCCAGCACUCACCAACACAAAUGAGGACAUUCUAAACCUAACAUGGACUCUCAUGUAUGGAAGCCUUUCCACCUCUAAAGUGGUCACCGGUGAGUGGGAGGAAGCAGACAGGAGACAUUACUGUGACUGGCAGAAGGUAAUUACAGGGUAUACUGUCCUGUGUAGCUCAUCUGUAUCCCUGAUGAUGGACGGACAUCACAUGACUGAGAGGAUAUUACACCUGACCCUGGAGAUUAUCUACCUGCUGACUGGAGAGGAUUAUAAAGUAAUGAAGAAGACAUCUGGAGAGCCUGUGACACCCAGACGCCACCCCCGUGUGUCAGGAGGACUGAGCAGGACCCAGAGCCCCAUCCCGGUGCCUUCACCUCACUCACUGAUACAUGGGAGACUCAAUGACCAGAAGAUCCUGGAACUCACCAACAAGAUCAUUCAGCUGCUGACUGGAGAGGUUCCUAUAAGGUGUGAGGACGUCACUGUCUAUUUCUCCAUGGAGGAGUGGGAGUAUAUAGAGGAACACAAGGAUCAGUACAAGGACGUGAUGAUGGAGAAUCACCGGCCCCUCACAUCACUGGAUGGGGCCAGUAACAGGAAUACCCCAGAGAGAUGUUCCUGUCCUCUUUAUUCCCAGGAUGAAACAGAGGAGAAUCACAGUGUCCCACAGGAAGGUCAGGGGAAAGAGCUAAUUAUUAUUAAAGCAGAAGAUAUAAAAAAGGAAGAGGAGACGUAUGUGUGGGAUGAUCAACCGUGUAAGGAGGAAUUCCCUAAAGGUAUCAGCACAGCAGAUGAACAGAACAGCAGGAAUAACUCGGGGAGACAUCUCAUAGUGUCUCCAGAUUGUGAAAUAAAUGAUAUCUUCUCACAGGACUCUGUAGAGGAACACCCCAUUAUCCCAAGUAUACAUCCAGCAUUUCUCGGUGCAACUUUAUCAUCUUAUCCUACUAAUCACAGAGACUGCGCACCUGAAAAUUCCAGUAUUGUUGCACAGAGUUUAGAUCAUACAGAUGAUAAACCAUUUUCAUGUUCUGAAUGUGGGAAAGGUUUUACGAAGCAGUUAAGUCUUUCUAUACAUCAGAAGAGAGUUCACACAGCUGAGAGGCCUUUUCUGUGUUCUGAUUGUGGGAAAUGUUUUAAAUUGAAAGGAGAUCUUAAUAGACAUAAGAGAACUCAUACAGGUGAGAAGCCAUUUUCUUGUUCUGAGUGUGAGAAAUGUUUUGCACGCCAGGGAACACUUGAUGCACACCAGAGAGUGCACACAGGUGCAAGACCAUUUUCGUGUUAUAAAUGCGGAAAAUGUUUUGCACGUCGGCGAUCGCUUGAUGGGCAUCUAAGAACUCACACGAGUCAGAAGACAUUUCUGUGUUCUGAGUGUGGCAAAGGCUUUACAAGGAAAGGCCAACUUAAAAGACAUAAGAGAAUUCACACAAGUGAGAAGCCAUUUCCAUGUACUGAAUGUGGAAAAUGUUUUAUGCGUUUACCAAGUCUAAUUAAGCAUCAAAGGAUCCACACAAGUGAGAAUCCAUUUACUUGUUCAGAAUGUGGGAAAUGUUUUACACGCCCUUCAAUACUCGCUGCACAUAAGAGAACUCACACGGGCGAGAAGCCAUAUUCAUGCUCUGAAUGUGGGAAAUGUUUUGCACAACUGGGAACGCUUAUUGAACAUCGAAGAACUCACACAGACCAGAGGCCAUUUUCAUGCUCGGAAUGUGGGAAAUGUUUUAAACAUAAAUCCGCUCUUUUUAGUCAUCAAAACCUUCACACAGGAGAAAAUCAAUUUACAUCAGAUACUAGAAAUCCUGAAAUUGCAGUGGUAGUAUAAUUUUUAUUGAACAUUUUCAAGAUAAGCAAAAAUACACAAUUGUAGCCUAGAUUGGUGUUCCUCCUUAAUGAGGAAUACAUUACAUUUGCAUCUUCACACUAUAUAAGGAGAUUUAUGGUAAGAACUUACCUUUGUUAAAUCACUUUCUGCGAGGUAGACUGGAUUCCACAGGGAAUGACAUCGGGGUGUAGCGUUGGAGCUUGAUCCGAGGCACCAACAGCCUAAAAGCUUUGACUGUUCCCAGGAUGCAUAGCGGCGCCUCCAGGCACUGGAGCUCAGUUUUGUUAACCAAUCCAAUGCAGUAGCAGGUAAUAGAGACGACAACAGUUAGUAGACACAUACACUACAUUCUCACGACAGGAGAAAGUACCAGCGGCUAAUGCCAUACAAUCUAAAAGAGCUAAGUGCGUCAGGGCGGGCGCCCUGUGGAAUCCAGUGUACCUUGCAGAAACAGAUUUAACAAAGGUAAGUUCUUAUCAUAAAUCUCCUUUUCUGCAGUGGGGUACACUGGUAUUCCACAGGGAAUAACAUCGGGGAUGUCCUAAAGCAGUUCCUCAUGGGAGAGGAGGCACUGUAGCGGGCACAAGAACCCGGCGUCCAAAGGAGGCAUCCUGGGAGGCAGACGUAUUGAAGGCAUAGAACCUUAUGAACGUGUUCACUGAGGACCACGUAGCCGCCUUCCACAAUUGUUCAAGGGUCGCACCACGGCGGGCCGCCCAAGAAGGUCCAACAGACCGAGUAGAAUGGGCUUUGAUGGUAGCAUGAGCUGGAAGGCCAGCCUGUACAUAAGCAUGUGCAAUCACCAUUCUAAUCCAUCUGGCCAAGGUCUGCUUAUUAGCAGGCCAGCCACGUUUGUGAAAUCCAAAGAGAACAAAGGGGUUAAUUCCAAGUUGAUCGCAGCAGGAAUUCUGUUAGCAA